GAGAUGCGAUGCCUUGUUACUCCUUGGCUUCUGCGCCUUUGCUGUGUUUCAGCCUGUAAGCGGAUCAUCCGUGUCUGUACCAGCAAUUUCCGAAGAAAAUGAGCUUGAAGCGCCUUAUAUAUCGAUAUAUAUGUGUUUUUUGCCACGAAAAGGGUCCAUUUUCGGAGUUCAGAGGUCUUCGUUAUAUAACAGGCGAUACAGUUUUGCGCCUGAAACUGAGUAAGGUUUUCGCAUUACGUGUCUAUUGUGAAACGCUUUAGAAGUCAUUUAUAAUCUUUUUUUUUGCAGUUUAAAAAGAACAACAGGCCGGGCAUGCGUGUUUUAUGUAACGUUGUAUAUUCGGGUUUUUAUUUUUAAUCAGAAGUAACUUUUGUGGAUGCAGACUAUAAGUUUAUAGUAGUAAAGUAAUUUGACACAUUGUAUACAUGUGUUUAUGAUGAGAGGGUUUAAGGGAUUGAAAUAUAACUGUAACACAACUGUGGUUUACCAUAAGUUAUUAGCGGAUAAAUUCACGUGUGAGGGAGUGAAUUUUUCUUUAACACUUAUCAGUUUUGAACACACGGUGCGCAGUGACUUUUGCUUCACAGUCAGUUGUUUACACACAAAGUCAACUUUUUUGAAGAGUACAGGACAUUUCGUAGGACAGAGGCGUUUUAAGACGUAUGAAAUACACACCCCGAUCAACAAAUUUGUGUUCUGGAGACCAAAAGGGAUGACGAUGAUAUUUACAGUCCAGAGAUGAAAAGACUAAGGCGUAUGUGAAGAUGUCGAUGACACUCGCCAAAACAUGGGCUUUCAGACUGUUGCCGGUGGUUCUGUUCGUCAUCUCCUAUUACUACUAUUCAUACUUUGUCCUCCAGGGUGCCGGAGUGACGGCAAAGUCUACAGCUCUCGCUGUCAGCCCAUGUGGAAGCAGUCACUCGUCAAAGAAAUGGGCAGGGCUUGACUUCAACGUCACUCGCAAUAGCACACUCUUUCUGAAGCUGGAAGAUUACUUUUGGCAUGAAAGAUCAUCGCCUCUGUCGUUACCCUACGGCAUGAAGGGCAGUGAGUUCCUACUCCUUAAGGUCUUAGCAGUAACUGCCAGUUAUGAAAUGCCAGAGAGCAUCAGCAAGCUGGACUGCAGGACCUGUAUUGUUGUCGGUAAUGGAUACACGAUCAAAAACAGCUCAUUAGGAUCUAUUAUAAACACAUAUGAUGUUGUAAUCAGGUUGAACGAUGCCCCCGUCAGGGGGUACGAGGCCGACGUGGGCAGUAAGACGACGCUGCGUCUCUUCUACCCCGAGUCGGCCUCCCACCAACCUGCGCUUCACAAUAACCCCGAUACCCUGAUGGUACUUGUUCCAUUCAAGCAGAACGACUUGCGAUGGCUGAAGGAGAUCCUCUACGACGAGAAGAGGGUGAGGAAAGGUUUCUGGAAGCCCCCCCCCCAGAUAUGGCAAGGCAAAAGCAGCCAUAUUCGCAUCCUGGACCCUUACUUCCUAAGGCAGACAGCAAGCAAGUUGCUAAAGAUUCCCCUCCUGCCAAAGUGGAGUCAGAGAUCCAUCCACCCCACGACAGGGAUACUAGCCAUAUAUAUGGCGUUGAGCUACUGUGACGUCGUUCACAUCACAGGCUUUGGGUAUCCCCUCUCCAAGAACCAGAAGGACCCGAUACACUACUAUGGAUCGGACACAAUGACAGCCAUGAAGAAUUCCUACCACGACCUGUCUCACGAAGCCCAGGCCCUAAAGAGGCUGGAGAAAUCUGGUGCUAUACAGUAUCUGCUCCCUCAGUCAUGACCUCGCUGUCUCUACAUUCUGUAGCCUUGUCUGGUAAUGACAUCUGAUCAAAGAUCGAAGAACCUACGUGGGAUUGCGAAGCUUGGGAAGUUCUGCGAUGAGCCCCUUGUUCUGCUCAACAAAUUGUCCGAAGGAACAUUUUCUGCAAUCGGAUGCUUUCUUUUGAAUGGAUGCCAAAGUUACAGUCCCAACUGUGGUCACCAGGGGGCAUUAUUAGGGAGGCCUACUCCAUUUGGAGUUGCUGAAAUACUGCACAGAAAGUCAGAGAAGGUGGAAAUGAACAUCAUAAAUACAGCAAUGUUUGGGGAAUAUAACAUCCGGAAAAUGUGCUACUCGGUGUCAUGUGAUCAACAAAAUUGCUGUAAUUGUUUAAACACACAAUGCACUUAAGCUUACAUACAUCAAUUUUCCAAACCGCUUAUCCUACUGGGUUGUGGGGGGUCCGGAGCCUAUCCCAGAAACAAUUUGCACAAGGCAGGGAACAACCCAGGAUCGGGGGCCAGCCCAUCGCAGGGCACACUCACACACCAUUCACACCUACAGGCAAAUUAGCAACUCCAAUUAGUCUCAGCAUUUUUUUGGACUAUGGGGGGAAACCGGAUUACCUGGAGGAAACCCCACGACGACAUGGGGAGAACAUGCAAACUCCACACACAUGUAACCCAGGCGGAGACUCGAACCCAGGUCCCAGAGGUGUGAGGCAACAGUGCUCCACCUGCCGCCCCCACUUAAGCUUUGAAUAUGAAUAAUAUUUUGCUUGAAUUUAUUCAGUUCAGCACAGCAAUAAUAUACAAUUGAAAAACUGAUCCUGCAGUAUUUUUAUCACAAGGAAGUACAAUGUUGAAAUCAUUGAUCUUAUUCUAGUUAAGGGUAUUGCAGUUUAAAAAUUACACUUUGAAGUUACAUUGAUUUUGGACAAUGUACCUGGAGGCUGUGAAUUAUGACACGUGCAAUCUCUCCUCCUGUAAGGUUAACUAUAGUAGAAUUUAAUAAACAAGAAUCGCAGAAA
Messenger RNA from Brienomyrus brachyistius, 2790 nucleotides. RefSeq names its product CMP-N-acetylneuraminate-beta-galactosamide-alpha-2,3-sialyltransferase 4-like. Gene Ontology annotation, molecular function: sialyltransferase activity. The transcript has 12 exons. Lineage: Eukaryota; Metazoa; Chordata; Actinopteri; Osteoglossiformes; Mormyridae. Gene Ontology annotation, biological process: glycolipid biosynthetic process. The record is from RefSeq and is a predicted model, not a curated record. Bases 765 to 1781 code for a protein of 338 amino acids.